Messenger RNA from Bathycoccus prasinos, 1476 nucleotides. Its product is annotated as GTP-binding protein Era. The transcript has a single exon. The coding region runs from base 1 to 1476 and encodes 491 amino acids. The record is from RefSeq and is a predicted model, not a curated record. NCBI's taxonomy places the organism in Eukaryota, Viridiplantae, Chlorophyta, Mamiellophyceae, Mamiellales, Bathycoccaceae. Gene Ontology annotation, biological process: ribosomal small subunit assembly. Gene Ontology annotation, molecular function: GTP binding; ribosomal small subunit binding; rRNA binding.
AUGGCAACAACGCUGACGGCUUUGCUGCUCAGGAGAGGAAAGAAGACCAUCAUAAAAAGCGAGUUUCGAUGUUGUCUCUCUCGGUCGUUCGCCUCUUCUUCUUCCAAUACGAAUGCUCGACAUCUGUAUCAGAAGAAAGAGCGACGGUAUGCGAAUAACAACAACAACAACAACAAAGAUUUCCCGAGGGUACAGUUUACCCCUCGACCAUCAAAGUCUUCUUUAACGGAGGAAAGAGAGAGAGAACUUCUCCUGGAAGAAGAGAGGAAGAAAAAAGAUCGACGAACGAGAGAGGAGAUCAUCAGGGACGACGUGCAACGGACGACGAAACGAGCGCACGCGGCGGUGAGAGCGGCGAAUUGGAAUCGAGUUUUAGGAGGAGGAGGAGAAGCAAAAGAAGAGGAAAAAGAACGAGGAGGAGAAAUAGGAGGAGCGGAGGAAUCGGUGCCGAUCGAACGGCAAAAAUCGAUACGGGUGGGCAUUUUAGGCGUCCCGAACGCCGGGAAGUCGGAGUUGGUGAACGCGUUAGUCGGGGCGAAAGUUUCCGCGGUGUCUCGAAAGACGAACACGACGAGGAUGGAAACGAUCGGGACGACGACGAGAGAUGACACGCAGGUGGUGUUUCUCGAUUUACCCGGGAUUGUUGGGCCGGAACAUUACAGAAACAGAGCGCACGAGAGUAAAGUGACUUCAGGGUGGGCGGCGGCGAGCACUUGCGAUGCGAUUCUGUUCGUCGUGGACGCGAACAGGCAGGCGAAGAAAGCGGAUUGGCGAGUGAGAGAGACGAUCGACGCCAUGACGGAGCAGAUGAGAAAGCUACGGUACGAGGAGUUUCUUUUCCCGGAGGAAGACGAAGAUGAAGAAAAAGACGAGGAGAAUGAAAAGGACGAUGUCGUGACGAACAAAGCAGCCCCGCCGCCGGGAAUAUUAGUCCUGAACAAAGUCGAUUUGAUGGAUCGAAGCAAGCGCUCGGAACAACUCCCCGAGCUCAUCCAAUCGCUCGCGACCGACCCGAAGAAGACCUUCUCUAAAGCCUUCCCAGUCUCCGCGCUACACUCCGUAGGUACCGAGACUUUAUUCAACCACCUCAUCUCUCUCGCCAAACCUCGACCUUGGGACUACUCCCCUUCCGAAUCUACCGCAAUGAACGAUCGAAGUCGAGCGAUUGAAGUCGUUCGAGAAUCCGUCUACGACCAAGUGCACAAAGAAAUUUGCUACGGCAUCGAAAUCGUCCAUAAAUCCUGGGAAGACUUUCGAGACGGUUCCGUUCGAAUCGAACACGAUUUAUUUGUAAAAUCUGGAGGAAAUCGUAAAAUAGUCGUCGGCAAAGAUGGACGAACGAUUGGUCAAAUCGGCGUCAAAGCGAGACACGUUUUGGAGGCGCUUUUAGGGAGGCGCGUACACUUGCUUCUGAACGUCAGAGUGAAAAGAACGAACGCGAGAUAUUCGCAACAGUUUUUGUCCGCAUUGUAUUAA